Maylandia zebra (zebra mbuna) is the source of this 6773-nucleotide messenger RNA. RefSeq names its product striatin, calmodulin binding protein 3 (gene strn3). Gene Ontology annotation, molecular function: calmodulin binding; armadillo repeat domain binding; protein-containing complex binding. Gene Ontology annotation, cellular component: dendrite. The record is from RefSeq and is a predicted model, not a curated record. NCBI's taxonomy places the organism in Eukaryota, Metazoa, Chordata, Actinopteri, Cichliformes, Cichlidae.
CAGGAAGGGAAAAGGAGGAUGGAUGUGUCCCGUCAGGCAUUGCGGCUGGGUUCUCCCACCUUGACCAUCGGAUCCGAGAGAGGUCGGGGGAGAGAACAGCAAUGGCGGCCGGUUAGCUCUAUACAAAACACCAAGUCCCCAAUCAGCCGCGCGCACCACAUCGCUCCGAGGAAAGCCAGUUUUACACAACACGGCGGAGCCAGCGAGACAGGGACGGAGCUGAGACACGGGCUUUAGGGGGCGGGGAUCCCUCCGCGGAUCGUUGCUGCCUGUGGAGACUUUCCUUCUACUUAAAAAAAAAAAAAAAUUAUGGACGAACACCCCGGCGGAGGAGGGGUCGGAACGAGUGCCCCACGACAGCCUCCGCCACCGCAGCAGCAGGGGAAUAACAGUAGUGCUAAUCCGCCAAUUGGAGGCGGUGGUGGCGGAGCAGUCAUGGUACCACACCAGCCCGAUGAGCUACCUCGGCCGCAGCAGCAGUACACAAUCCCCGGCAUCCUGCACUACAUCCAGCAUGAGUGGGCCCGGUUCGAGAUGGAGAGGGCGCACUGGGAAGUGGAGAGGGCCGAGCUUCAGGCGAGGAUAGCCUUCUUGCAGGGGGAGAGGAAGGGCCAGGAAAACCUGAAGCAUGACCUGGUUAGAAGAAUAAAAAUGUUAGAAUAUGCAUUAAAGCAGGAAAGAGCAAAAUACCACAAGUUAAAAUAUGGAACAGAGCUAAACCAAGGAGAAAUGAAGAUGCCAAGUUUUGAAUCAGACACCAAAGAUUCAGAGGUCUCUGCUGUUCAUGCCAACAGUCAGCUCACCUGGAAACAAGGAAGACAGCUGCUCAGACAGUACCUACAGGAAGUCGGAUACACAGACACCAUCCUGGACGUUCGUACUCAGAGGGUUCGCUCUCUGCUUGGCCUGUCGGGCUCAGAGCAGAAUGGAUCUGUGGAGAACAAGAACCUGCAGCACCUGAUCAAUGGGACCGAGCGCCGCAAGGACAAAAGGAGUCCAGGUGAUGUUCUGGAGACUUUUAACUUUCUGGAAAACACAGAAGACAGCGAUGAAGACGAUGAUGAGGAGGGGGACCUGAUGGAUGACAUCACCACUGACAAACAUCACAGAGCCAAGAAACAUAAGACCAAGGUGGGAAACGAGGGCUUAGCGUCAGAGGAUGAUGCCGACACAGAGGAGGCUCUAAAGGAGUUUGACUUCUUGGUGACGGCUGAGGAUGGAGAAGGGGCGGGUGAGGCUCGGAGCUCCGGAGACGGGACAGAGUGGGCGGAGCCUCUACCAUUUCCUACUGGCGGGGGGAAGUCCUUCUUACUUGGGGGGUCAGAUGAUGUGUUGGAGAGCGUGCUGGGACUGGGUGACCUUGCCGACCUCACAGUCACCAACGAUGAAACAGACUAUGGCUAUGAUCUGCCGUCCAGUAAGGAGUCUUCGUUCAGGAAGACAUGGAACCCCAAGUACACGCUAAGGAGCCACUUCGAUGGUGUCCGAGCACUGGACUUUCACCCCGUUGAGCCCUGCCUGGUCACCGUGUCCGAGGAUCACACCCUUAAACUGUGGAACCUCACCAAGACUGUCCCUGCCAAAAAAAGUGCCUCUUUCGAUGUGGAACCGAUCUACACAUUCAGAGCCCAUGUUGGACCAGUGUUGUCAUUGGCGAUGACCUCCAGUGGUGAACAGUGUUUUAGUGGUGGUCUUGACGCAACCAUCCAGUGGUGGAACAUCCCCAGCUCAAAUGUUGAUCCCUACGACACUUAUGAUCCAAGCGUCCUGGCAGGUUCCUGGUUAGGACACACGGACGCUGUGUGGGGAUUGGCAUACAGCGGUAUCAAAAACCGCCUCCUGUCCUGCUCGGCCGACGGAACAGUGAAGCUGUGGAACCCAACAGAGAAAAACCCCUGCAUUAGCACUUUCAAUACAAACCAUGAGCAUGGGAUCCCCACAUCAGUGGACUUCAAUGGUUGUGACCCUGCUCACAUGGUGGCAUCCUUUAAUAGCGGAGACGUGGUUGUGUAUGACCUGGAAACUUCCCAGCAAGCACUUGUGCUCAAAGGACAGGGAGAUGGCACUCUGUCGGGGUCAAAUCAUAUAAAUAAGGUGGUGAGUCAUCCCACGCUUCCAGUAACCAUCACUGCUCAUGAAGAUCGACACAUCAAAUUCUUUGAUAACAAGUCAGGUAAAGUGAUUCAUGCCAUGGUGGCUCAUCUGGAUGCAGUGACCAGCCUGGCCGUGGAUCCCAACGGCAUCUACCUGAUGUCUGGCAGUCACGACUGCUCUCUGCGUCUGUGGAACCUAGACAGUAAAACGUGUGUUCAAGAGAUCACAGCUCAUCGUAAGAAGAGCGAGGAGGCCAUCUACGACGUGGCCUUCCACCCCUCCAAGGCCUACAUUGCCUCCGCUGGAGCCGACGCCCUUGCCAGAGUCUACGUAUAGACGAGGAAGAGAAGAUUUAAACAACAGAAAAAAGAAAACAAAAAAGAGGAGAUGACCUCGAGGUGAGGGAUACAGAGACAGACAAAGAGAGAGAGGGGCUAGUCUGUACACAAACAGGAUUCAGGUCUGUUCAGGUCUCUGAACACAGAAUAUAUAUUAAUAUGAAAGACUGGAGAAUCUCCAACGGACAACUGAACAAACACACACAGGUUUCUUACACAAAUUUUUAAGUUAAGAGGUGGAGUGGUGUGAUCUCCCUACAGCUAAGAGACAGCAGAAACGCGUUUAAUGAUCAACUUGGAGCAGCUUGCCUGAAACCCAUCUGGCCCCUCACAAAUCCCUAAGGUAGCUUUGACACUACAUGCCUGUCCCUAUUCACUAACACUACUGUGACUCCUGAUCCCAGACAGAAGAGCUGGAGCUGAGGGCAGACGUAAAGGAAAAAUCCCCCCAAAAUUAGACCUGGUCAGAGCUGGCCAAGGAAAGCAGCCUGACAUCUAGAUGAGUUAACCCAUCGCUCUUUUAUUUCUUACUGUUGUCAUUUAGCAUCGUAAUACGGCGGUCAAAUGUAGCACAUUAAACUGUGGAAUCGUAGCACUACAGUCUACAUGUUGUGGGGACAUUUUUGCACCUUUCCCCUGUUUCUCUUUCUGUCCCACUGGACUCAAUGCUGAGUCAAUGCUAAAUGUUCAGGCAUGUCUGAGUGGAGACAGUUACAACUCGAAAAAUGGCCCUCGUGAGAAGUUGCCUGGAAUCUGUAUUGAAUUCACCCCCAUUUGGCUAAUUUUUCUCCAAUAACUCUAAAGAACUCUACUUUCAAGGCAGUUCAGAGCAGGCUUGCAGUCCCGAACAGUUAUAAUUGGCUGCCAGUGUUUUCUCUAUGUUUGUUAUACAUUAUAAAAGCUCUAUUACUCCCCAGGUGUUGAAGCUUCAGUGGCAUAUGAAACCAAAUCUAAGCACAACUGUAGUGCAUUAAGCAGUCUGCUCUCCCAGUCUGACACUUCACAUGAGGUGAUACAGCUAGAAAUGUCCAAGAGUGGAGCAUUCUAAUGAGUCUCCAAAGUCUGCACUUUCUCCUACUGUAAUCCAUUUAGUAGAGCUAACCACUAGUUGAACUAGCAAAAAUAUAGAGUAGCAAAGAAUUCGAGUUGAGUACAGUUUUGUACUGGCUCUCGCCUGCCUCAGGAGAGAGCAUAUGUAAAACAUCCUCUCAUUACACUGAUCUCCUGUCCAGACAAAACAGUCUGAAGAAACAAUUUUGACAUUUUCAUGGCUGUGCUAAGCUCUGGUAAAACAGGAAAAACUUAAACACCAGUGUCUUUGUUGUGCUUUGUACACACUGCUUCUUCACAGUGUUUACGUGGAGAAGAGCGUCUCUGUUCAGAUCUUUUUUGUGUGUGUCACACAGCUACCUGCACAGAAACAAAAAAUUGAACUAUGUCAUAGACUAUCAUCAAUCUUUAAAUGCCGAAACACUGAAAAGUAGCAGCUAUUUAAGUUGAUUUUAGACGUUUGGCCUGUUCAAAAUGAUUUCCAAGUUGCAAAAAUACCUAGUAAUCAAGUGUUUUGUGUGUAGUCUAAUUCAUAUGUGCAUGAGUUUAAAGUGCAUUUUAAUUAGCUGCUCAAAAAACAUUUGCCAAUUUAUAAUCAUACAACAUCUAAGCUGUUCCACUGGUGGACAUUAUUCGAGAUGCCCGUGUCCCAACACAGGAAGCUGUAAGCUGUUCUAUGUAUCAUCCAUAGUAUGAUCAGAAUAGGGGUACUUGUGUCCAUGGAAACACUCCUCCUGUCACAACAAUUUCAGCAUCUGUUUAGUGACAGUGAAAUCAUAUUAGCCACAUUAAACCCUGCUUUAAGACUGCCUGAGGAACUGUACUAAAGAGAAAGCCCGGAGGUUAAUCAGAUGUUGGAGUCACAUCCGAGGGGGAUUUUUCCUUUAAACCUUCAGAAACGUCAACCUGAGAACAGAACAUGUGAUGUUUGAACUUGUUUUUUUCUCUCUUUCACUUUUUAAUAAUUAAAUCUGAACUAAAACUUCUGCAAAGCAAGUUUUACAGUUUGUAAAUGGGGAAAAAUUAAGAAGAAAUAUGUUUUGAGCAAACAGAAUGGAUUUAAUAUCAGAUUUUGUUUUUGCCUCUGAGAAUGUUUUGGUGAGAAUGGAAGUUUGGUUAAUACUCACCGACCUCAGCCUCCUGCUGGGCCUAUCAGAGCCCCACGUUUAACAGUGUAACAAGCGGAGGAUUCAGCAUUACUGUAGUUACAUAUUUUUGUUUGUGUAAAACAAAUCUAGUUUUUAUAGUCCUUUUUAAUUCUUUUUAAAAAUCCACAAUAUAGUUACUGCCACAAUGGAUGACCCAUCAACCAAAAACCUCACCUCAGUCUGAUAUGUCAGGACGUCUGGCUUCAGUUUUGGGCCCUGAUCUCAGAUCAUGUAAACACAGGAACUGCUGCUGCUGAGUGUUGAGACAGCUGAGGAGAGGGUCAGCUGUAUCUGUUAGUGUCUGUCCUGAUGUUAAAUAUCAACCUUUAAUAUACAUUUGUCCAUUCGAGCUAAUGUCUAACAUGGCACACAUUCCAGUGUGAAACAGCAGCUUAUCACAGUGAUAAGGUGUUUGCUCCAGAGGGUAGAGCAUGCAAGUCCAAUAUCAUCAACUGAAAGACUCCAAGCACAAGAUACAUUUUAAUUACUCCACAGUGAAACCCUUGCGUCUUUUACACAACAGCCUUGGCAUGUUAACUAUUAGCUUUGUCUUAUGCUAGAAUUAGUUUUAAAAAGUUACAUUUUUAAAAGACUUAUUUGGCAUAAGAAAGUUACAUUUAUAUGCCAACUUAAUGCUGGUGUAAGACAGAACUAAUUAUGUCCUGUAAAGAAAUGUACAAACAAAAUUAAUUUGCAUAGAAAAUGUAAUCCAAGCAUACAAAUGCAGACCUAUGAAUAAAUGCAAGGUGCCGAAUGCUUACUAAGUCAUUCUGUUCAUUCUAAUUUACACUGCAGUAUCUAGUCUUUGUCACUGCAGCCGAUAAAAUCACUGGGGGAAAAAAAGCCUGACCAACUCCUUCCUAGGCCAGUCUUAUAUGACCUUGUUUAUGUAGACUGGAUAAAAUGACGUGAGGUCAUAGCAAAAAGGUUUUACAGGUGAGAACUUCUUGAACUACAAAUACACAACUUGCUGAAAUGAUGCCUUUUCCUCACAGUCAAUAUAUUUGGCAUCUAAUUAGCUCUGUUUGUUUGUUUUUUAAGAAAUGAAGUUUUAAAAUGUUGUGUACACUGUACACAUGAGCAGUUUGUUAUAGUAUAAUACAGCUGCCAUAAAGAUCAUUUUGAUAUGGCUGUAAUUUUUUUUUUGUUAUCAUCUGAAGGGAGGUCAUGGGUAUAAACCACAAAAUCUCAUCAGGUUGAGAGGUGUUUCUAAUAUUCUGACCCAUCAAAAGUAGUUUUUUUUAAAUUAUAUUUUCUGUACACUCACUUGUGUCAGAGUUCCACAUUUUAUAUGUUGAACCCACAGAACUGACUCAUUUGUAUACGUGUACACACUCUUACACAUGCAAGUAUGCAUUUUUGACACUAUCACUAAGUGGAAUAUUCUGAUAUUUGUGAAGACAGAUCUUACAGCAAGGCAGCUGUACUAAACACCAUCCGUGUUUAGGUACCUAUAAUAAAGUGGUCACUGUGGGGGGUUCUUUUGCUUUGUUUUGUUUUUUAAAAUUUGUUGAUUAGUAAUAAGCAAAUUUAAUUUAUGUAAAAACAAGUUUUGUCCUCAAACAGGGCAAAGAAUAGUUUGAUGUACACAGAUUUGAACGCAGGGCUGCUCCAGUUAAAGGCCAACUUCCAAUAACAAACCGGCAAAUAAUUGGUUUAAUGAGCUGGGAAAUGGUACCUGAAUGCAGCACGAGCUCAGUUCGAGUGUGAACAGGUGAAGUUACAGCUUUGUUUGGUUCAGGCUGAGACUUCUGCUCCUCCGCCUCCAUCAUAUCGCUUCAAUCUUUGAAAAGCUGCUGUCUCACUGGCUGGCCCACAGGGGGAAGUCUAAUUUGUUGUUCUGGUUUGUUACGAUCCACAGUUUUAUUAUUAUAUAAUUUUUUUCUUUUAUUUUCACCAAUGCUACAGUUUACUGUGUAACUCUCGUUUGUGUAAUGCAUGAUUAAUACAAUAAAAUAUUUUUUUUAGUCUUCCGAAAAAUGAAAAAAAAAAUUCUGUUUGCGAGAUUUGAUGAGUUUUGUGUUUUGUUUUUUAUUUACAAACUAUGAACAGCAGAUUUUAAAGGCUGUACCACAUAGAAUACAGCUGUUGAAAUGUACAUAAAAUGUCUAUAAUAACUAUUAAACUGUGUACCUGUACAACA